Messenger RNA from Scheffersomyces stipitis CBS 6054, 2134 nucleotides. RefSeq names its product Zn(2+) transporter (gene ZRG17). Lineage: Eukaryota; Fungi; Ascomycota; Pichiomycetes; Serinales; Debaryomycetaceae. Bases 219 to 2099 code for a protein of 626 amino acids. The transcript has 2 exons. The record is from RefSeq and is a predicted model, not a curated record.
GCUUUAACAAGUACAUACCAACAGCCUACUAUAUACAUAUCGCUGUACAUAUAACCGACAUCCCAUUAGAAACACAUCAGUUCCAUAUUAGAAGCAUUCACUAUCCUCGGUUUGGAAACAUCUUCAAAAAUCAUACCUAAAACUCGUACAUUAUCAGUAGAGACCUUACCUUACCAAACGUCAUAAAAAGUUCUUCGAAAGAAUCAAAACGCCACUCCAUGUCAAAACUUCAAGACAUUUUCGUCAACGACAUCGCUUCCGAAGACAACGAUGACUUGUUGUCGGUAGCAGAUCUCUCACAUUUGGCUUCUGCCAACUUUCUGUCGGAAUCAUUGACUGAAAAUGGCAAUAUGACUCUGAUCAACCUGGCUUUUGCACCAGCUACGCCCACUUUUGCAGGUACAAACGGCUCAUUUAGCCCGACAUUAUCUGUAAACCAACAUUAUCGGAAAUAUUCAGGGAAUUCGCUUUCGAACUCGCCCAAACUUGUAGCUUCUAACGGACCUACUAUGCUGCGAUCCAGACCUAAGUCUGGACUCUUUCUUCUAGAUGCCAGCAACUUCGCCAUAGCCGAGGAUGACGACGUUUCGGUACAGAGUUCCAUAGAUAAUACGCCGAGAUCACGAAAUGCGGAUUUUUUGCAGCAAAAAUUAGGACAAAACGGAGCAGUUCUGGCGAGUCCUUAUAGGUCGUCUUCACCAGUGAGAAACGCUUCUCCGUCAAGAAUGCCUCGGUCCUACGGGUCCAAAUCCCCAGUCAGAAGAAGCUCGUCGCCUUCCAAGUCGUAUCAGCCAUUCAAUUUCCAACCCCAGGAGCUCAUGUUGCAUUCCAACAAUUCGGGUCUGUCGCUCCAGGUGAAGCCAGCGCACAGAAAGGGGCACAAGUACAAGCACUCGUCGAUAUCGAUGAACUUGUUCCAGGAACCACCUCCAGCACUCUCACUUUCAAACAAGGCACUCAAUGUUCCUGAUCUGUACCCCAUUCCAAACUUCAGAGAGCUGAUUCUGUCUGUAAAGCCAGCACAAAAAUUCCGACUCUCAUGGUCUGUUUUCCAUUUGGUUAUGGCACUUUUCAUCUUUGUAGUAGGCUUCAAGUUCAGCUUGCCAUCGUUUUCCACAUUGGCACAUCUUGUUUUCUACGACUCAUUGGGAUCGUUGGUCAUUGUAUUUGUGGAUAUAAUGUCCAAUUUCGAAGUGUGGAACAACUCUUCCAUAGCCUAUCCUUUUGGUUUGGGACGUUUGGAGGUGUUAGUCGGUUUUGCUUUGAGUGCAUCGCUUAUCAUGGUAGGUUUCGACUUGGUGAGCCACUUCAUCGAAGAGUUCAUCAUUCUCAUGUACAUCUCUGAGGGAGCGGAGCCUCAUGAAGGAGAACAACACCUGUCUCAUCACAUCCAUGGAGAGAAUGGAAGCAACGCCAACUGGUUUGUGUAUGAGCUAGUUCUUCUCUUCACUAUUGCAGUAACCUUGAUAAGUUCUAACAAGGUGUUGGCCCAUGACAAGAUAAACGAGAUUAUCUCCACCCAAGAACCGAAUAAAAGCAAGGGAGGAAUUUUGGAAGAAGGAUUUCUGUCCAGUAAAAGCUCGAAGUUCUUAACUGAAUUUCAAAAGUUCAUCAAUAUCUGCACAAGAAACCCUACUCAUUUACUUACGUUGAUAUAUUCUACCUUCUUGGUUGUAGUUCCAUUGAUACCUGAACUGAUUGUCAAUGAAUCGGCUUUUGAUCUCAAUGAUAUUGCUACGUUAGUGGUUUCUCUAUCCUUGGUCUAUACUGGCUGGAAAUUGGUCAAAACCUUGGGUGGCAUAUUACUCUGUUCGUAUCCUUACUCGGACUACGACUAUCAUGUUCUCAAAAGUAAUAUUAUGGAUAGCAUCAUGGCCGUUGAUGCCUUCAAGCGGUCACACACUAUUGACAAGUUCUACAUCACGAAAUUCAAGUACGAUUUCUACGUAGUUGGCUUGAAGGUUGUGAUGAAAGGUGCCGAUCCAGACGAAGAGUCCACUUUGAGAUACGAAGUCGACCGGAUCAUUCGCAACGAAAUCAAAAACUUGAAUGAAGGCAACACGCGAAUAGAGAUCACUAUAGAUAUUGACAGAUUCUAAAUAAAACAUAUAUAUCUAAUGUAACUCAGAAUUUC